AUGAUCAAACUGACCAGCCCGUUCCUCUGCUGUCUCUGGCUCGGCUUGGUCUGCGGAGGCUUCCUAGAACAUGACCAGAAUGUUUUGGUGCCACAUGACUGGAGGGACGCGGGCUGGGUUCGGCCUGAGGAGGAGCUCUUGCUGACGUUUGCCCUAAAGCAGCAGAAUGUGCCUCUCCUGGAGACCAUGCUCAUGAAGCUUUCAGACCCAGACUCUGCUCUCUACGGCAAACACUUGAGCUUGGAGGAGGUGAGCAGCCUGGUGCGUCCGUCCACAGAGACUCAGAAAGUGGUUCUGAGCUGGCUCCAGACCCACGGCAUCAGAGGCUGUCACUCUGUCCACACGCAGGACUUUCUCCAGUGCUCCAUGAGUGCAGAACAGGCACAGAGGCUGCUUCCAGGGACCAGGUUCCACAGAUACGUCAGGAAAAACCAUUCUGUCGUGAGAUCCUCUGCUCCGUAUUCUGUUCCUGAUGAGGUUCACCCACACCUGGACUUUGUUGGAGGAGUGCAUCGAUUUCCCCCAAAGGAGCAGGACCUCCCUCUCAGCCCUCCCCAGCCCAAGCCCUCUGAGGUCGGGGUGCACCUGGGAGUCACCCCCUCCAUCCUCCGCCAGCGCUACAACCUGUCCUCCUCCGAUGUGGGCGGGGCCUCCAACAACAGCCAGGCGGUGGCACAGUUCCUGGAGCAGUACUACCACCCUUCUGACCUGUCGGAGUUCAUGAGCAUAUUUGGUGGAAGUUUCCCGCACCAGUCGUCUGUGGAGCGUGUGGUGGGGACGCAGGGCGGAGGGAAGGCCGGGCUGGAGGCCAGUCUGGACGUGGAAUACAUCAUGAGCACAGGGGCCAACAUCUCCACGUGGGUCUUCACCAACGCAGGGCGUCACGAGUCUCAGGAGCCGUUCCUGCAGUGGAUGCUUCUGCUCAGUAACAUGUCGGCGCUGCCCUGGGUCCACACGGUCAGUUACGGAGACGACGAGGACAGUCUUUCCUCCGCCUACAUGAGCCGCAUCAACACUGAGUUCAUGAAGGCAGGAGUCCGCGGCAUCUCUCUGCUCUUCGCUUCUGGCGACAGUGGGGCCGGCUGUCGUCACAUGGGGAAAGAAAACUCAUUCAGACCCAGUUUUCCUGCAUCAAGCCCCUACGUAACCACAGUCGGAGGAACAUCUUUUAAAAAUCCUUUCAAAAUGUCCUACGAGGUCACAGACUACAUCAGCGGUGGAGGCUUUAGUAAUGUUUUCAAGAUGCCAGACUACCAGGUCAGUGCGGUGGACUCCUACCUGAAAGCAGCAGGCUCCGUACUCCCCCCUCAGUCGUACUACAGCCCCACUGGCAGAGCGUAUCCGGACAUAUCGGCUCUGUCUGAUAACUACUGGGUGGUCACCAACAAGAUUCCGAUCCCCUGGGUUUCUGGGACCUCGGCCUCUACUCCAGUCGUGGGAGGUAUGCUGGCGCUCAUUAAUGAUCAAAGACUUCAAAAAGAUCUUCCCGUUUUGGGUUUCCUCAAUCCUCGUCUCUAUAAACUCCAAGGAAUCGGCCUCUUUGAUGUGACUGACGGCUGUCACUUGAGCUGCUUGGAUGAGGAGGUCCAGGGGAAGGGCUUCUGUGCAGCCCCCUCCUGGGACCCUGUGACAGGGUGGGGGACACCCAACUACCCUGAACUACUGACAGCGCUCUUACAGUGA
Knipowitschia caucasica is the source of this 1683-nucleotide messenger RNA. The record is from the annotation of a GenBank genome assembly. Lineage: Eukaryota; Metazoa; Chordata; Actinopteri; Gobiiformes; Gobiidae.